Iphiclides podalirius (scarce swallowtail) is the source of this 1419-nucleotide messenger RNA. Lineage: Eukaryota; Metazoa; Arthropoda; Insecta; Lepidoptera; Papilionidae. The record is from the annotation of a GenBank genome assembly.
AUGAACAUCUCUCUUUCAUUUGGCCGCUGGUCGCUGUCCUCACCGGACGCGGUUUAUUUGUUUCGCGCCAAAAUAUGCGAAAAAAUGGAGGAUAAUCGGAACAAGUCCGGAAAGGAAAAUAAAAGGAAAAUGAAGGGCGAGAAACGCAGAAAUUAUGACUCUUCACGCUUCAAGGAGGCUUAUAUGAAAGUUAUAAAGGAUAAUUGGUCAGUGUACAAGGCGUCGAAGGAAUAUGGCAUACCGUGGUCUACUUUGAGAAGACACAUAGCUACUCAUGGAGGUGAAAGUUUCGACUUACCUAAACUUGGGAGACCAUUCACAUUAGACAGCGACCUUGAAUGUGUCCGAAUGGUCAAUGAUCUAGCGAAUGGUGCUCCGGAAGGGUCUAUCGUGAGAUUAUCCAAAAACGGAUGGAUUAACUCUGAAAAAUUUCUGGAGUGGAUGCAUCACUUUGAAGCUCAUAUUCCACCAGCUAGACCGGUACUUUUAAUCAUGGAUUCUCACUCUACCCAUGUCAGCCAAGAUGUUAUAGAUUUCGCUACAAAAAAUGGCAUUCAUCUAUUCACUUUUCCAAGUCACACAAGCCAUCUCCUGCAACCUCUGGACGUUUCUGUUUACAAGUCACUGAAAAAUGCAUGGGCUAAAGUGCUAAAUGAUUAUAAGCUUCAACAUCCAACGAGUGCUCCAACAAGGCUUGACUUUUGUCGCCUAUUAACACCAGCCUACGAGCAUGCAUUUCAGCCGUCAAUAAUUGUGAACGGCUUUCGAAAAACUGGCACUGCGCCAUUUGAUCGAAAUGCCAUUUCUGAUGAAAGUAUUGCCCCAUCAUUGAUGCAGCCAAGUGACCUACAGUCACAGAAUAUUGAAUCUUCCACUGAUAAUGCCCAAGCUUCUGCAGUCAAUCGUGAAACUGCGUCACCUUCAGUUUUCUCUUUACUUUCCGUUCCUGAGGUACCACAGUCUUCUUCUUCUAGUACCCGACGAGCUAAGCGGAAUCCACAGGCCCGAUAUUUAACAACUCAAAGCAUGAACAACAUGGACAGUCCUGAAGAAAACAUCGUCGCCAUAUCAAACGAAACCACAGUCGCCGUUACCAGUGAGGAGACCGUUACCUCGAUUCGUGUCCCCUCUGCUUCUCCAACUCCUGGACCUUCAACUGAAAGCAACCUGAAGCGUAAACUACCAAGAGUCAAGGUAGAGAAAACACCAAAAUCAAAUAAAAGUACGAUGUGUGACUAUUGCGGUGUGCACUACUCCCAAGAUCUGGCACUUAGGAACGGAGCUGUAUGGGUAGAGUGCAUGAGCUGCGGCAAAUGGUACUACCAAGAAUGUACUGGCACAGAGUCGCCACAGUUCCUGUGUGAUAAUUGUGAUAAAGUAGACUUUUCAGGCACUGAUGAUAGUGAUUGGGCACCUGAA